CCACCCCCAGCGCGGACGGGGUGGAUCCUGCACACUCCCCUCCCCUGAGCGCCGGCGGCAGGCGCUGAAUGAGAGACGCGGACGGCUCCGGCCGGAGAGCGCUACCCGCGGCGGCUGCGGCAGCGGCGGAGCGUGAGGCCAGCGUCACCCUUCCAUCCUCCGAGACGACCGCCCCGGCUGCCCAGGAAUAAUGCAUUUGUGGUCCUGGACAUGAAAUAAUCAGUCCUUUUGCUGCUGACAUAGGGUCAGGGACUGAUGAAGGAAGCAUGGACCUAAUGAACGGACAAGCAAGCAAUGUUAAUAUCCCAGCUACUGCUUCUGAGAAAAGUAGUAGCUCUGAAUCAUUAAGUGACAAAGGUUCUGAACUGAAGAAAAGCUUUGAUGCAGUGGUCUUUGAUGUUCUUAAGGUUACACCAGAAGAAUAUGCGGGUCAGAUAACACUAAUGGAUGUCCCAGUAUUUAAAGCUAUUCAACCAGAUGAACUCUCAAGUUGUGGAUGGAAUAAAAAAGAAAAAUAUAGUUCUGCCCCAAAUGCAGUUGCCUUCACGAGAAGAUUUAACCAUGUAAGCUUUUGGGUCGUUAGAGAGAUUCUUCAUGCUCAAACAUUGAAAAUUAGAGCAGAAGUUUUGAGCCACUAUAUUAAAACUGCUAAGAAAUUGUAUGAACUGAAUAAUCUUCAUGCACUUAUGGCAGUGGUUUCUGGCUUACAGAGUGCUCCAAUUUUCAGGUUAACUAAAACGUGGGCGUUAUUAAGUCGAAAAGACAAAACUACCUUUGAAAAAUUAGAGUAUGUAAUGAGUAAAGAAGAUAACUACAAAAGACUCAGAGACUAUAUAAGUAGCUUAAAGAUGACACCUUGCAUUCCCUAUUUAGGUAUCUACUUGUCAGAUUUAACAUACAUUGAUUCAGCAUAUCCAUCAACUGGCAGCAUUCUAGAAAAUGAGCAAAGAACAAACUUAAUGAAUAACAUCCUGCGGAUAAUUUCUGAUUUUCAGCAGUCCUGUGAAUAUGAUAUUCCCAUGUUGCCUCAUGUCCAAAAAUAUCUGAACUCUGUUCAAUAUAUAGAAGAACUACAAAAAUUUGUGGAAGAUGAUAAUUACAAGCUCUCAUUAAAAAUAGAACCAGGGACAAGUACACCACGGUCUACUGCUUCCAGGGAAGAUUUAGUAGGUCCUGAAGUAGGAGCAUCCCCGCAGAGUGGACGGAAGAGUAUAGCAGCUGAGGGGGCCUUGCUGCCGCAGACACCUCCGUCUCCUCGGAACCUGAUUCCGCACGGGCACAGGAAGUGCCACAGCUUGGGUUAUAAUUUCAUUCAUAAAAUGAACACAGCAGAGUUUAAGAGUGCAACGUUCCCAAAUGCAGGGCCAAGACAUCUGUUAGAUGAUAGCGUCAUGGAGCCUCACGCACCAUCUCGAGGCCAAGCUGAAAGUUCUACUCUUUCUAGUGGAAUAUCAAUAGGUAGCAGUGAUGGUUCUGAACUAAGUGAGGAAACCUCGUGGCCUGCUUUUGAAAGGAACAGAUUAUACCAUUCUCUGGGCCCGGUGACAAGAGUGGCACGAAAUGGCUAUCGAAGCCACAUGAAGGCCAGCAGUUCUGCGGAGUCAGAAGAUUUGGCAGUACAUUUAUAUCCAGGAGCUGUUACUAUUCAAGGUGUUCUUAGGAGGAAAACUUUGUUAAAAGAAGGCAAAAAGCCAACAGUAGCAUCUUGGACAAAAUAUUGGGCAGCCUUGUGUGGAACACAACUUUUUUAUUAUGCUGCCAAGUCUCUGAAGGCUACAGAACGCAAACAUUUCAAAUCGACAUCAAAUAAGAAUGUGUCAGUAGUAGGAUGGAUGGUGAUGAUGGCUGAUGACCCAGAGCAUCCAGACCUCUUCCUGCUGACUGAUUCUGAAAAGGGAAAUUCAUACAAAUUUCAAGCUGGCAGUAGGAUGAAUGCAAUGCUGUGGUUUAAGCAUUUGAGCGUGGCCUGCCAGAGCAACAAACAACAGGUUCCUACCAACUUGAUGACCUUUGAGUAGAAGCCUGGGAAAUGUGAGGCGAAUCCCUGUUCCCAGGCGAGCGCGGGACCUGAUGAGCGCGCCAGCUGCAGACCAUCCAUGCCAGGGAGAGCCUGAGGCGCCACCUCAGCCUUUGGAGUUUUGAACCAAAAAGCACUCAUUUCAGGGAAUGAAAUGAGAUCUUCCCAGAGAACAAAUUGGAGUUACAAAAUAAACUGCCAUGAACUAUAUGGUUCUUAUCUCUAAACUGACCUGUGGAAACCACUGCCUUAAAGAAUGAAAGGAAAACCAACUGAAACACCAAAUAGUGUGUGUGAAUCUUCUGGCGGUGCUGUGCUUGAAAUAGAUCGUAGCUAAUUUGCGUUUCUUUUACCUUUGUACUAAUUUCAGAGGGGGGAAUCAUCUUUUUUAGAUACAAUUUAAAAAUUCUUAUUGAUUACAUCAGGAGCUGGCUUUGAGCUGCAGUGAACGGGUACUUUAACUUAGGGGUUAUAGCAGCAGCCCACCCGCAAGGCUGGUUCUGCCUCUGCUCGUGUGUCCCCAUCGUUCUCUCACAUGGAGAGUGCAGGCUUUGGAAAUGUUAACUAUGUCAGUUGUCGAGGUUUAUUUGAGAUGGGAGGUGUUUAUUUUGGUUUAGGUAAAAGGGACAUCUUUUAAACACUAAACUUCUGAAUUUAGUACUGUGUGGGCAACAUUAUUUCCUGCAGGAGGCACAAAGGCCAAGUGUUCAUUUGCCAGGCCGUUUCUUAAAGUAAACUCCAGAAAACAUGGUUGUUUCUAACUGGAGUUAAAACUUAGCUUUACAUGAAUUCAUCGUUGGACCACAGAUCUGCCUAAUAGAGAACCACAAUCCUAAGCUAAACUUUCCUGAGAAGAUUUUAUAGUAACUAGCCUUUUCCUUGAGUUGAUUGGAUUAUCCCUUCUCCCAGUCACAGGUGGUUUUUAUCAGUGAAGGUGUAUUAAUAUUGGUAUUUUUCCAGGAUAUUUUCUUUUACAGUGUUUAAUGUGCAUAAUGCCAGUUUUUUGUUGUCAUUGUGAGUAUUCACUUGUUUUUGUUCAGUAUGAGAUUCAAGAUUGUAUUUGUUUAAAAGAUUGCUUAUUUAUGUUUUAAGAGAGAUUAAAAAAAAGUUGGAUGUUCUAGGAAUUUUAAGUAUCAAAUCUUUCCUUCUUGGGACUGGGGAUUUAGCUUAAUGGCACAAGCGCCUGCCUGGCAAGCGUGAGGUCAUAAGUUUGAUCCCAGAGACAAAAAACAUUCAUUCUUACAUGACUCAUCGCAAGCAUACCAAAACAUUUUUUCAGAAAACUUACUGAUAAUUCCCUUACAUGAAACCUUAUUUUAGCAUUAGUUGACUAAGCCAUUUUGACAGAAUUCUUCUAUGCAAUAGUGCAUUUAAUUUCUAAAAUGAAUGUUGAAUUUAAAGUUGAAAUGAGAGUGUAAAAUACCUUAGAAUUUUAUAACAAAAAAAUAGCAUUUGAAUAGAGAUUCCACAUUGAGUAUUACAUUCUUGCGAGGCAUCAAAAAUUUUAGCAGUGACUUAGGGAGGGAAGUGCUUUUUGAUUGAUACCUGCUUGUAGACUUUGUUACUUUAGGCCUCACAUAAAGUUUCUCACAUAUAAAUCCCUAGAGAAUUGUACUCUGUUAUAUUUUGUUCAUUAAAAGAAUAUACAUGUUUAAUAAUUAGCUAAAAAUCUAUCCAAAGGAAAGUGAGAGCUUGAGUGUUAACGUUUAUAAAUUUAGUUGUCUGUUUGGAAAGAUGAUAAGAGUUCAAAUUCAUUUGUCAUAUGAUAGAAGUAUGUUGUUUCUGGUUUUAGUGACAGGCCGAAGAGGACAAAAUGUUGCCUGUGCUGAAAGAUUUUUCAGUUAGUGCUCUAAGGUUAACCCAUGUUGGGUACAUAGAAAGACAUCAUCUGCAUAGCCAGCAGUAUUAAUGUAGAGACCUUACAUAGCUUUUGUUUUGCAUUUUUUUAAAUUUCCUUACUUUAUUUCUCUCUAGAAAUAACUAAGUGUAUUGCUUUUUUCUGGAAAAUAUUGUGAAUAAGAACCCUGUGGAUUUUGGUAUUUUGUUUGUUACAAAUAACUUAAAGUAGACAUGUUUAGGUUAACCAUAUCUGUGGAAAUAUGCAGCUGGAAGUCUGAGACUGACGUUACAGUGUUGCCAAAGAGAGAGCUAAGAUGGUGUGUGUGAUGUCUCCAGCUCUACACAGUGGCUGGUUACGUAGCACAAGCAUAGAGUUCAAAUUCGGUUAACAGUUCAGAUAGAACUGUGGCCUUCAGCUGACUGAACUCAACCCAGUAGUGCAGUAAAAAAUCAUUAUUUUUCUAUCUUCAUUAUUCCAUUCAAAAAAUGACACUUUUUAGGUUAUUUUCUCAUAUCAAACUUUAAAACAAUUGAAGUACUGGUGAGUUUUGAUCUAAAUUCAUAAAAUAUGAUUAUAAUUCAAGCAAGUCAGUCACCGAACUGUAUUAGUUUAUUAGUGAGAUGAAUCUUUUUACUGGUUGCAAUUGUAAAUUGGUGAUUCAAAAGCUAAACAUUGCCAUCAAUAUUAAGCUCAUUUGUUUCUAUCCUAGUCAAGAACUCAUUAGAAUUUCAAUUAAAAUUUAGGUUGGUUUACAGACAUAUUAAUUAGCAUAGUUGAUGUCCUGGUACAGUGAUAUAUAAUACUAACCAGAAUACAGGUUGAGGCAAUCCUAUUUAACAACUUACUUAAAACUAUAAAAAUUACAUAAUGACCUUCCUCAGCACUGUUUCGGUUAUGUAUCUGUCCCUUCGGUGUUCAAGCUCUGCUCAUUUUUCAGAGUAUUAUUUUUACCUUUAAACUGUAAAAAUUGAAAGAGCAUUGAUCAAACUCACCUUCCUUUUCUGUUUUCCUGUGUAAAUAUUAUUUGUAUAAACAUUACAAAAAGGGAUUCAAACAAUGAGUUGGAGUGUGUUGUUUUCGUGUUUUUCUUUUCUUGUCCCCAGGCAUGAGCGCCAAUAAUGAAUAUUUUUCCUGUGUGGAAAGCGCCAUACAACUGUUGCACUGCUGUCUGUGUGCGCUGCCUUGGUGCUGGGUCUUUCUGUAUGUCAAGAGUCAGGGUAUUUAUUGUCAUAAAGCUUUUGUUAGUGGCUCUUUUCCUCUUGUGGAUGACUGACAGGAGCCCAGCAAGCGUUACUGUUACAGAAGGAAAAAAGAAUAGAAAAAUGUUUACAGUCUCUUGAAUAUCUGUUAAUUGAAAUAGGGCCCUCAUAGCCUGUCUGGAUUACUAGGAUUUACCUGGCCAGAUGCCUUUUGUGUAGUUCCCCCCCCCCAAGGUUAAAUCUGUAAGGUCUAUACAUUUUAUUACUGAAAACAAAACUAUAUAGUGUCAUAUUAAUUAGAAAUCAGUACUGAUUUAGUCCAUUGGCUUUUUAAAACAACUCACCGUUUUUGUUUUGAGACAUUUCUUCACAAGCAAUUUUUGAGCCACCAUAUUUUCUUCAUAAACAAGGGCUUCUGAACAGAAGAUAAAGAAAUCCUCCCCCUCAAAGGCUGUUGACAUAAUUGGAUCCUUUUUAAAUUGGAGGUAAAUGCAGCGGUGUUGUGGUGGAACAGUGAUGCUACUGCUGAAUGAAUUAGUCCUACAAAGUAAGUGAUGAGCUUUGUCUGAUUUCUUUUAGUGAGAGUUUAGGGUUUGCUCCCCUCCCCCUCUUUUGUAUUCUUGAAAACUUAGUAAAUUCAUGAUUUUCUAACCAGUGUGGUAUUGUUUUCUCUAAGUCUUUAAUACAUAAAAAUUGCUAUUAAAUUGCAUUAAUGUUAUUUUUCAUGUGAACCUUUUCAAAAUGAUUUAAAGUACCUUUUGAGUUUGCUCCCUAAAAAUGACUUGUGUCUAAAAUGACUUUUUUCUAUUUAAAGGAUUCUAAUGAAAGAGAUCUGCAUACAAACUUUUAUUAAAUGUAUUGAAAGCAAUUUCACUACAUCUGUAUCUCAGGUUGUAGUGUGAGGAAAGUUUGGUCAGUGCCUUAUCAAUGAAGACCAAUUUUAGGGCAUUGAGCAUAACGAGAAUCAUUUUCCCUCUUCAGGAGUGUGCUAUCCGUCUCUUCACCAGCUUAAUCUUACCGCAAAAUGAAGGAAGUCUGUACAGACACUGCCAAGUACUUGUUGAAGUCAUCCUUGGUUUUUGAGUCUUUUUUAUACAAGUUCUGUCCCUAUUUUCCUCCUUUCUAGGUAGGAGAUUAAAAAGAAACCCACUCCAACAAAGCUUUCAAUAAACCUUUAAGCAGAACUUUGAAGAACAUCCAUCCUGCUAGUUCAUGUUUUAUUUUGUUGUUGUAAACAUAGAUUUAAUGAUAAGGCUUUUUUGGGACAGCCUCUAAAAACUAAGAUGCAUCCAGAAGAUACUUGGGUUUUAUUAAAGUAUUGAAAUCUUGUAAUGACAGUCCCUUUGGGCAGAAAUGAGUUGUAAUGUGUUCAUUCUUGUACUUCAAGAAGAUCCAGAAUGAGUGAGCACUUAACCUACCAGUUACUAUUUGCCUGAAAAUACUAUGCAAGAAAGUAAACAACUCCAGUAUACAAAUUAAAGAGAAUCUAAGAGUUCAGACUCACUUUGUCAGUGAAAGAAAAGCUUAGAAAUAUUUUGCUUCUCUUGAGAUUUUGGAGGACCUAGAACUACUGUUGUUUAGCUAUGUCAAGAUAACUGUUUUCACAUUUUUUAAAGGGCUAGUAUAUUUCCAGGGUAGGCCAGUAGCUAUAUAGUCUUUAAACCCAAAUGAAAGGGUUACCUGGUCCUUGAGGGUUAUUAGCAAAAUUUAAAUUUUAUUCUAGUCACUUGGAGUGCAAAGAAGUGGUGGAAUUAAAAAAAUUAUGUAAUUAGGUGUGUUUUAGGGUAGAACUUCUUUCCUUAAUGAAACUAUAAAUACUAGUUAUGCUUUAGAAACCAGGUAACAAGAUAUUCUUUUCCCUGAAAAUACCAAUUAGAACUACUGCAAAUACAGUCAAAUAAUUAUUACAUGUGACUAAAGUAGCUGAUAAAACAGCAGGCUCUCAAGUGUUUCUGUACCAAAAUGCCAUUGUUUGACAACCUGCUGAAUUACAUGAAUGUGAAGAGGCUGGCGAUCUGGUUCACAGUAGCCUAAAGGAAAUCAGAAAUCUGUAGGGAUGAGUACCCAAUGUUUGAUAAUGCAAGGAAAACACAAGCCAUUUUUCUUUACCACAGUCCAUUUGAGGUAUUCUGAUAACAGCAUUCAAUUGCACUAUGACCUUUAUGAGUGAUGUGCAGCUUGGUUCCUCUCACUUUUUGUUUCAAUAUGCAAAUGUGAGUGUGUGAUCUUCAGUGUGUUUGCAUAACAAAAUUUAAGAAGUUUUUUGAACUAUUUCUAUUGAAAUAAAUCCCUAAAAAAUUA
Cavia porcellus (domestic guinea pig) is the source of this 7357-nucleotide messenger RNA. RefSeq names its product Ral GEF with PH domain and SH3 binding motif 2 (gene Ralgps2). Bases 267 to 2018 code for a protein of 583 amino acids. The transcript is spliced from 20 exons. The record is from RefSeq and is a predicted model, not a curated record. NCBI's taxonomy places the organism in Eukaryota, Metazoa, Chordata, Mammalia, Rodentia, Caviidae. Gene Ontology annotation, biological process: positive regulation of GTPase activity; Ras protein signal transduction. Gene Ontology annotation, molecular function: guanyl-nucleotide exchange factor activity. Gene Ontology annotation, cellular component: plasma membrane.